CACAACACUCAAAAACCCAACACAUUACUGUGAAACUGGAGAUAGACACAUUUGUCAUGUAGCUAUGUAACAAAUGUGAUAAUAGUACUCCAUAUUUUUCAUAUUGCCUUGUCAUUUGAUGUGUCAUAACAUCGCAUCGUAUCUUGCCCAUCAUCUUGUUUGCACAAAUCUGUGUGUGUGUGUGUGUGUGCGCGCACGCGCGGGUCGCUCUGUCCAGUAUUAGACGCCAGAUGACGCUCUUGUCUAACGGUCUCGCCCUUUUUAGCCCAGACCCUUAGAUGAUUUCCAUACCGAGAAGUUAUCGGACACGUUCCCCUGUCUAUCAAUAACCUCCUGGGGAUCAAGCCAAUUUAUGAGUGGCCAGGAGCUGCACGUGAUUCCAUUUAAACAUUCCAUAUUUGGGCAUUACACGUCGUAUCAAGAAAAAAAAGAAAAUGAUUUCCUCCACCUAUAAAUCCUGCUGUUUUUUUUAGUACAAACCUGACGUCCUCUAGAAAUACAAAUAAAGCCCAAUAAACAAAUAAAACUUCUAAACAACUUAUGUAUACUUUAUUAGCUGAUUCUAUCUCUGCUGUGACCGAGUGCUUUUUGUGAGUCUCUCCAAGGUUACAUUGUUUUGGAAACAGAAUGAGCUCAUACGUUGGAAAGUCGUUUUCUAAGCAAACGCAAGACGCCUCUUCUUGUAGAAUGCACACUUUUGACAACUAUGGAGCUCACUCUGAGUUCCACGAGUCCAAUUACGCGUACGAAGGACUUGAUCUCGGCGGAUCGUUCAGUUCUCAAAUCCCCUCCAACUCUUUAAAACGGGAGGCGAUAAACACAACCGACAGUGCAAGGAGCAGUACAGCAGUCCAGCGUACACAGUCCUGUUCAGCUCUGGGCUCUCGUAGCUUUGUAAGCACUCACGGGUACAACCCCCUCAGUCACGGACUGUUGAGCCAAAAAGCCGAGGGGAAUAUGGAAGUUAUGGAGAAGCCCAGCGGCAAGAGCCGAACAGACGAUGUCAAAAUGGAGACUACUUCAGCGAUAAAGCAACAAACUAAUUCGACUCAGCGUCAGAACCAGUCGCAGCCGCAGAUAUAUCCGUGGAUGACAAAGCUACACAUGAGCCACGAAUCUGAUGGUAAACGGUCACGAACCAGUUACACCCGGUACCAGACUCUGGAGUUGGAGAAAGAGUUCCAUUUCAACCGAUACCUCACACGUCGCAGACGUAUCGAGAUUGCCAAUAACCUCUGCUUGAACGAGCGCCAAAUUAAAAUUUGGUUCCAGAACCGUCGCAUGAAGUGGAAGAAGGACUCAAAGUUGAAAGUGAAAGGAGGACUAUAAUAACGUGGUGUACGGCUUCAGCUUGAAAAUAAAGGCAGUGUUAAGUUGUAGUGAAACAACGAACGAUUUAAAAUAGAUUUUCUUGUUGACAACAGUUGAUGUCUUUCAUUUGUCUCCAGCAUCAUGUUGUUAUGUGAAUAUGUCCAUAUUUUCAAUAUUUAUUGAUAGUGCUCCCUCCCCAGAGUGCAGGAGGUGCUUAUUUGAAUAAUGUAUGAGCUUAAACUUUAUUUGAAUAUGCUUUACUAAAUUCACUUGUAUCAGUAACUAACAUAAUAUACCAAGGCCUGCAUCCAGUUACGUUGACUUAAAUGUAAGUGCAAAUAAUGUGGUGCUUUGCUUGAACAUUCAUCAAUUGGACAAUUGCAUUUUGAUGGGACUUGUCUUUUAACCAUUGUACUUUCUGUCGUAAAUACAACUAUAAUAUCCACACAAGGAUAGUAAACCGCACGUGAUGACAAUGCAACACAUAAAGUGUCAUAUUAAUCCCUGUGUAUCAUGUUGUCUGUCAGCCAGCAGCCAAAUGGUAAUUUUUUCUUGACGAUUAUGUCUGUUUAAAUACUGUGCAAUCCGAAUAUUUUGCUCUUUUACUGUGUUUUGGGGACUAUUUUUUCAGACAGGUACCUUGACGUUUGUUUCUCUACACUCGAGGAUCAUAUAUAGGACAUCCUGUAACGACUGUAAGGAGUGGCUUAUUGAUACCUCUCAUUCCAAACAAGCUACACGACCUACUUUUGUGUGAAAUGCAUUGUUCUAUGAUCCAUUAUUUCUGAUAUUCCAACCGAUUGUUUUCGAGGUUUCACUGCUAAGCCACGUCGAUAAUUUUCCAGUCAGUAAUGUAUUAUAACAGUAAUAAGAUUAAUUUUUCAAUAGUGGCAACAUAUCAGAAAGUUUCCUCACUUCUGGGUUAAAAGCCAUCUGUGUCCAAUAAAACGUCCAAUGUGGUAUCAGUGUAAAUAAACUUGAUUAACCGUAAAGAAUAUCCUAUUGUUAAUAUUAUUUUUUGUCUGUUGAAGCAACCGAAAAAAAAGAGUCUUUCUUUACACAUUGCAUUUUUUUUAUUUGCACUCAAGGCCCUUUUGAUAAAAGAGUUAAGAGAGAAAAUCGUUUAAUAUCGCGCGAAUUGAAUAUGAUUUUGAUCAAUAUUCGUGUGUCCAUCCAAGUCUGGAUGUGUAUACUUCCACUGAUGAGAGAUGAUUGAACCUUAACGCUCUGGUCACUUAUUUACAGUAGCCCUUAAACGGAGGCACAUAAAACUUUAUGACCCCAAUAAACUUUUACAGCACUUCCUCUCACCCAUCAGAUACUGACAACUGUUUCCUUUUUUAACAGAUCGGCGGAAGUUUACACAAACAUUUCAAAGUGACGUUUUGGUACACAGAACUAAAAAAAAAAAAAGAAACAAUAAGAUAGUUUUCACACUUAAUCAAAUACUGUCCAACUAAAUUACGAAAACACGAAUUAUUUUUCGAAAAUGCAUUUGCAGUAUGAUAGCCUACAACAGCGUUAUUAAUCGUCUAUCGUGUGAAGCACUUAAUUAAAGACGUUAAGAGUGAAUUGCUCAUGCUACUACAUUAUUGUUGAAAUUUGUCAUUCAGAUAAUGAGACAUAUGAUGCUAGUCACCCAAUGCGCCGAAAUCAUGUAAUCCAGGCCCGUGUUAAACAAAGGACACAAGAGCAUUGCCUGCGUGUACAAAAUGCUAAUUUUCUACUGGCUCAUUCUACACUCAGACAUAUUUUAGUUUUUAACUCACUCCUCUCCGCGUUCGAUGUAACUUAUUUGAAAGGCUACGGAACAUUUAAUCUAUGUAUUUCUAAAGAUUAUGUAUGACUGUUAACAUUAAUACACACUAAUCUCAAAAUAAAAACUGCCAGCUAGUCCAUUUAUACUACUGUUUCAAAAGAGCUUUCAUUUUAGA
Messenger RNA from Carassius auratus (goldfish), 3245 nucleotides. RefSeq names its product homeobox C5a (gene hoxc5a). Gene Ontology annotation, biological process: regulation of transcription by RNA polymerase II; anterior/posterior pattern specification. The transcript is spliced from 2 exons. Gene Ontology annotation, molecular function: RNA polymerase II cis-regulatory region sequence-specific DNA binding; DNA-binding transcription factor activity, RNA polymerase II-specific. Bases 628 to 1329 code for a protein of 233 amino acids. NCBI's taxonomy places the organism in Eukaryota, Metazoa, Chordata, Actinopteri, Cypriniformes, Cyprinidae. The record is from RefSeq and is a predicted model, not a curated record. Gene Ontology annotation, cellular component: nucleus.